Messenger RNA from Hevea brasiliensis (rubber tree), 603 nucleotides. RefSeq names its product protein SENESCENCE-ASSOCIATED GENE 21, mitochondrial-like. Bases 194 to 496 code for a protein of 100 amino acids. The transcript has 2 exons. The record is from RefSeq and is a predicted model, not a curated record. NCBI's taxonomy places the organism in Eukaryota, Viridiplantae, Streptophyta, Magnoliopsida, Malpighiales, Euphorbiaceae.
CAGAAUUCAAAAUGAUUAUAGCUACUAUAUCCGAGACUUAGUGGAUUUUUCGAAUUAUAUUUCUCUUUCCACAACAAGAAUUUACAAAUAUUCCCUAAAAUUAAUAAAAAAAAAAAUCUCCAACUAGGACUCUUCUUCUAAUUAAUGCCUAUAAAACAAACUCUUCAUUCAAUGCUCUUACUAAGAAGACCCUAUGCACCUCUUUCUCUGCCCUCCAUAUAUAGCCAUGGACAAGCUUCAACUCAAGAACUUUCUGCUUCUCUGUGGACGAUCAUAUGCAGUUGCAGCAGAAAACCUGGGCAUGCAGCCAGCAUUAUCAGUGACAAAGAAAGCAAAAGAUUUGGCGGAGAAGAAGGUGACGGAAGAGACCUUUUGGAUGAGAGAUCCAAAGACUGGCAACUGGAUUCCUGAGACUCAUUUUGGCCAGAUUGAUGUUGCAGAGUUGAGAGACAAGUUCCUUACCAAAAAAGAUAAAUUUCAAACCAAUUCGACUUGAUUUCGAAUAUGGAAAGACUCCUAUUCUAUUAUAUGUCUACUACUGUCCAGUCUGCUUGUUUUCCCUUAUCCUAUAAUCAACAAAAGAUAUAAAUUUGCUGUUUUGCA